Molecule: messenger RNA, 981 nt
Organism: Caenorhabditis bovis
Lineage: Eukaryota; Metazoa; Nematoda; Chromadorea; Rhabditida; Rhabditidae
Source: the annotation of a GenBank genome assembly
AUGAUGGACCUCAAGGAAAGCGAUCAGCACCGCUAUAUGCGUAAGGUGGCGUUCACCGCCGUCGCGGUUUCGACGGCCGCCGUUGUCACCGCCAUGGUGACACUUCCACUGUUGUACACCUACGUUCAGGGUCUUCAGAGCGAGAUCAACAUGGAGACUGGAUUCUGCAUGAUGCGAUCUCGCGACAUGCUCGUCCAAAUGUACCAGAUCGCUCCGGUCAAUCGCGUCAAACGCGCCUGGAAGUUCGGAUCGUGGGUUCAAGAUUCGGGAGUCGGCGGUGGAGCUGGUGGAUACGGCGGCGCUUCCGACAACGCCUACAGCGCGCCAGCUUCCAACGGCUACGGACCCGUUGUCAACGCCGAGCCCGAACCACAGUGCUGCACUUGCCAGCAAGGAAAAGCCGGACCACCGGGACCGCCAGGUGACGACGGAAAGGACGGUAACGACGGCGAGGCCGGACACGACGGUCAACACGGAAAGGACGGCGGUGUCGCGCCAUCCGACGGCCUCCAAUCCGAGCCAUGCGUCAUCUGCCCACCGGGACCACAGGGACCAGUCGGAGCGCCAGGAGCCAAGGGACCACAAGGACCACGCGGUUCGCCGGGACUCUCAGGAAUCGACGGAAGACGCGGCGAGCCGGGAAUGGCGGGACCCGCCGGCACCCAGGGCGAACCAGGACCACAAGGACCACCGGGAAAGAAGGGCGAGGACGGUCGCGUCAUCAAUGUAAGUUUUCGAGGCGUCAACGGACCACCAGGACCACCGGGAGCGCCAGGACCACAAGGACGCAAAGGCGAGCGCGGACCAAAAGGAGUGCCCGGAUCGGUUCAUCCAGGUGUUCAAGGACCACCGGGAGACAAGGGACGCAAGGGACGCGCCGGACGCAAGGGCGAGGCCGGAGGUCAAGGUCCAAUCGGAUCCAAGGGACCCAACGGCGACUGCUUCCAUUGCCCAACGCCAAGAACCCCACCGGGCUAUUAA